Ogataea haglerorum is the source of this 495-nucleotide messenger RNA. RefSeq lists its product as uncharacterized. Gene Ontology annotation, cellular component: outer membrane. The transcript has a single exon. Lineage: Eukaryota; Fungi; Ascomycota; Pichiomycetes; Pichiales; Pichiaceae. The record is from RefSeq and is a predicted model, not a curated record. Bases 1 to 495 code for a protein of 164 amino acids.
AUGUCUGCUAACGAGUUCUACUCUUCUGGCCAACAAGGCGAAUAUCAACAACUUCAGCAACAAGACCAGCAGCAACAGGUUGGCGGCGAGGGCGAGCGAGGCCUUCUCUCGACUAUUGUGGGUGGGGCUGCUGGAGCCUACGGAGGAUCCAAGCUGGGCGGCUCGCACUCCCAGCUAGGAGGUAUUGCCGGUGCUCUGCUCGGAGCAGUUGCUGCCAACAAGAUUGAGGACAAAGUUGAGCAGAAGUGGGAGCACCAGGGUGGCUACGGUGGCCGGAACCACGGAGGCUUCGGUGAGCAAAUAGGCGGCUUUGGCGGGCUUCAAGGACCUCCCUAUGGAGGCCCGCACGGUGGCUUCCAGGGCCGUUUGGGAGGUCCCGAAGGUGGGUUUGGAGGUUUUCAGGGUGGUCCUCAGAACGGCUUCGCGGGUCCUCAGGGAGGCUUUGGGGGCCCGCAGGGGGGCUUUGGCGGGCCAGGCCGCCAGAGCGGAUGGUAA